AUGGUUAACAAGCCCAUGCGAACCGAAGCAGAAACCGCUGCAACCGAUGAUCCAUCGGUUGCUGAAGCGACUCAGCCUGUAUCACUUGGUGAUGCAGGAGCUGGUCAUGAAGACACUCAUGUCUUCACAGAGUAUGAGCUCGGUGUCUCAUACUCUCCUGAUACGGAAGACGGAUCCGUAUUGAAGGCGGCUGAAACCAAGCCGCCUGCCAAGCGUGGCAUGGAUGAUGCUAUGCGUCGUAGCAUCUUUGGUUCAUCUGACGAAUCAGAUGAAUUAUCGCCGAAGCGAAGGCGCUCGAGGUCGCGAGACUCGGGCGCUAACAGUGGUGUCGGUUCUCCUAUGGACACCACUUCGCAACGAGGUGCCAGUCCUUCUGUCGGCACAUCGCAGGAAGAGCGGGACCGCAAUGUGUUGCGUCUCGCUCCUGAGAAGAAGGCAUGGAUGCCUCCUAAAUCUGUCAUGGAUCACUUGUCGGCGACGAUAAGUGACCGCUAUCGAACAUAA
This is a messenger RNA of Peronospora matthiolae, 504 nucleotides long. Lineage: Eukaryota; Oomycota; Peronosporomycetes; Peronosporales; Peronosporaceae. The record is from the annotation of a GenBank genome assembly.